Messenger RNA from Xiphophorus hellerii (green swordtail), 1450 nucleotides. RefSeq names its product ORMDL sphingolipid biosynthesis regulator 2 (gene ormdl2). The coding region runs from base 117 to 578 and encodes 153 amino acids. Lineage: Eukaryota; Metazoa; Chordata; Actinopteri; Cyprinodontiformes; Poeciliidae. Gene Ontology annotation, cellular component: endoplasmic reticulum membrane. The record is from RefSeq and is a predicted model, not a curated record. The transcript has 4 exons.
CAGCACUUCUCACCGCUGCAGCCAGAGGAUCCAGUCCCGACCAGCGAGGGCGGGGUUAAUAAAGAAGAAGAAGAAAAAUAGAAGUUUCCUGGUGACCUACGACAACACAAGAAGAGAUGAAUGUUGGCGUAGCUCACAGUGAGGUGAACCCCAACACACGGGUGAUGAACAGCAGGGGAAUAUGGCUCACCUAUCUUUUACUGACCGUGGUUCUGCACAUUGUUCUGCUCAGCAUUCCUUUCUUCUCGGUGCCGCUCGUCUGGACCCUCACCAACGUCAUCCACAAUCUGGCGAUGUACCUGUUCCUACACACAGUGAAGGGCACUCCCUUCGAAACUCCGGACCAGGGCAAAGCCCGUCUGCUCACGCACUGGGAACAGAUGGACUACGGCGUCCAGUUCACUUCUUCACGCAAGUUCCUCACCAUCUCACCAAUUGUUCUGCACAUUCUUGCCAGUUUCUACACGAAAUACGAUGCAACGCAUUUUUUAAUCAACACAUGCUCCCUGAUGACCGUCCUAAUCCCAAAGCUGCCGCAGCUUCACGGAGUACGGAUAUUUGGCAUCAACAAAUACUGACGCACCCUAAAACUGGGGCUUUAUCCACAAAAACUGGACUUAUGGUUGCUCCGCUCCUGCUGAACUUUUUUCUGAGUAACAGUUUGAGGAGACGGAGAUAAAAACUGAGUGCCCUGAACGCCUGGAGAAACUGAAUGCACUGUUUCAUCAAAGUGUUUCUCAUACCAAAACGAGAUCCGUUGCUUGUGUUUUUGAAGGUUAAAAAUGCACUGGUUUUAUUUUGUGAUGUUUGUUCACCCUUUUUCUUUUUAUUUGCACUGGCUGCAACUGUGUAAAGCUGAGUUUGUUUGCCAUAAUUAUAAACCAAUCCGUUUUUUUCUACUCAAUCCAGCAUGCAUUUACAUGCUUAUAAUAAAUAUUUUACCGUGAUAUAAAAGUAAAGUGGGUAUCAUUUUAGAAACCUGCCAGCUCUAAAAAUAGGAUUUUGUAGAAUCCACUUUUGUUCAGUGUUUCGCAAACUCAAAUUUGAGACUUUUUAAGACUAUUAUGAAUGGAAUUUAAGACCUGUAGCACAACAGAAAUGUACAAAAGAAAACGGCAAAUAAAUAAAUUGUACCAGUUGGCAACAGAAGUGAGCCAAUGGCGAAGACGAACAUCAUCCAGUCAACUGCCAAUAAAUAAAUUUCUACGUACCCACAGUGGAUGUAAAAAAGCUAGCUAGCUUAUUAGUAGCUAGCUAUUAGCUACUUAUGGUUGCUACUUAUUAGCAAUUGCUUUGAAUCAUCAUAAUGCACUGAAGAUGUCUGUGCACAUCUGAGUUUGUGUAGCAGUAAUAUACUGCAAGAAAAAGGAAAACUACAUUGAAUGAGAUUAAAUAGUAAUGCCACAAAAAAUUAAGACCUGCAAUUUACAUAUUUAAGGCCAACUUUUUU